This is a messenger RNA of Daucus carota subsp. sativus, 3089 nucleotides long. RefSeq names its product probable transcriptional regulator SLK2. The record is from RefSeq and is a predicted model, not a curated record. The transcript has 10 exons. Gene Ontology annotation, cellular component: transcription regulator complex; nucleus. NCBI's taxonomy places the organism in Eukaryota, Viridiplantae, Streptophyta, Magnoliopsida, Apiales, Apiaceae. Gene Ontology annotation, biological process: negative regulation of transcription by RNA polymerase II; positive regulation of transcription by RNA polymerase II. The coding region runs from base 281 to 2857 and encodes 858 amino acids.
CUAACAAAACAGUAGUUUCACUAGACAGAACAUCAACUCAACUCAUCUCUCUCUCUCUCUAAGUUCAAAUUGCAAAGGCAAAGGGCUUGAACUACCAAAAAAGCGCUAUUCUUGCCCUUAUUGUACAGAUUGACCAUCUGGAUUCAGAACCUAAAUCUAUGUGGGGAAUUGUAAGAGGGUAAUACUUCGAGUGGAUACUAGCUCUCUCUGAAUUUCAAAGCUGAAAGGAGAGGAACUGGAUACCUACUUGGAUAAUAGCCACCAGGCAGCAGGGCAGACAAUGGCGCCUUCCCGGGUGGCUGGUGGAUUAGCAGGAUUGGCUAAUUCUUCUACGAAUUCUGGAAUCUUUUUCCAAGGUGAUAGGCAGUCUCAUGUUGUUGGAAACUCACACUUGAGUUCUUUUGGAAACUCUAUUAAUUCAAAUUCUGGAAACCUGCGUUCUAACAUGGGGCCAAAUUCCGGGGAUGUAAGUAAUACAUUAUUAAACAGUGUGGCUGCCUCUGGGCCUAGUGUUGGAGCAAGCUCAUUGGUUACUGAUGCAAACUCGGGACUUUCUGUUGGCCCAAAUCUUCAGAGGAGUGCUAGCUUUAAUACAGACUCGUACAUGCGGUUACCAGCUUCACCCAUGUCAUUCUCGUCCAAUAACAUAAGCAUUUCAGCUUCAUCAGUCCUGGACGGGUCUUCUGUUGUGCAGCAGAACUCUAACAAAGACCCUAAUUGCUAUCAGAGUCAACAACACCAAGGGACAUCUAGUGCCACAUCAUUUUCAGCUGGGCGAGCGGGGCAAAUAUCACUUCCUUCUGGCCCAAGAAUUCCUGGAUCUUUCAUUCAAGAUCCCCUCUCGCACUUGCAGAAGAAGCCUCGAUUGGAUAUUAAACAGGAAGACAUCCAGCAACAACAGGCUAUACAACAGAUUCUACAAAGACAAGAUCCUAUGCAGAUACAAAACCCUAAUCCUCAGUUGCAAGCUUUAAUACAGCAACAGCGACUUAGGCAACAGCAGCAGCAACAGCAACAACUACUGCAGUCUAUGCCACAAAUGCAGCGAGCUCAGUUGCUGCAGCAACAGCAGCAGCAGCAGCAGCAGCAGCUGCAGAUGAGACAGCAGCUUCAACAGGGGGUGCAGCCUGCUUCUGCUGGAAAGCGACCUUAUGAUGGUGGCGUUUGUUCUCGUCGACUGAUGCAGUAUCUAUAUCAUCAGAGGCAGCGACCACAAGACAAUACUUUUACCUACUGGAGGAAAUUUGUGGCGGAGUACUAUUCUCCACGGGCAAAGAAAAGAUGGUGCUUGUCAUUAUAUGAUAAUGUUGGGAUUCACUCUCUUGGUGUAUUUCCUCAGGCGGCCAUGGAUGCUUGGCAGUGCGAUAUUUGUGGUUCGAAAUCAGGAAGGGGAUUUGAGGCAACUUUUGAAGUACUCCCUCGACUAAAUGAGAUUAAAUUUGGUAGCGGAGUCAUUGAUGAGCUUUUGUAUCUUGACUUACCACGUGAAUGUAGACUUUCUUCCGGAGUAAUGAUGUUGGAAUAUGGAAAAGCAGUUCAGGAAAGUGUUUAUGAGCAACUGAGGGUGGUUCGUGAGGGCCAGCUCCGUGUCAUAUUCACCCCAGACCUAAAGAUAUUAUCUUGGGAAUUUUGUGCAAGGCACCAUGAAGAACUUCUUCCCCGUAGGUUGGUUGCACCACAGGUGAAUCAGUUGUUACAGGUUGCACAGAAAUGCCAAAGCACUAUUACUGAAAGUGGGUCAGAUGGGGUCUCUCAGCAGGAUUCGCAGAAUACUAGUAAUAUGAUGGUGACAGCUGCCCGCCAAUUUGCUAAGAGUCUAGAGUCGCAGUCUUUGAAUGACUUGGGAUUUUCCAAAAGAUAUGUGCGAUGCUUACAGAUAUCGGAGGUUGUCAACAGCAUGAAGGAUCUUAUGGAUUUCUGCAGAGACCAGAAAGAUGGACCAAUGGAGAGUUUAAAGAAAUUCCCUCGACUUGCCAGUCCUGCCAAGUUUCAGCUUCAGAAGAUGCAGGAGUUGGAACAGAUGGCCAGUAUUAAUGGUUUGCAAACUGAUCGUGGAACACUCAACAAGCUAGUAGCACAAAAUGGGGGGCUUAAUAAUCAGAUCAAUUGUAACAAUCAAAUGGUUGGGCGAGCAGCCUUAAGUGGGUCGCCUCAAGCUGCCAUGGCCCUUUCAAACUAUCAGAAUAUGCUGAUGAGACAAAACUCUUUUAAUUCUAAUUCUAAUUCAGCUCAACAGGAGGCAACUUCCUCUGUGAGCAAUGUGAACCAGAAAGCAUCCCCGUCUUUCCAAGGGUCUGCUUCUGUAUUGUCAGGGACAAUGCAGAAUCCACAGACCAGUGGAUUCUCAAGUUCCCAUUUCUUGCAAUCGCAUCAACGUGCUCUUAAUGUUAACGGUGGUCUGCAACAGAACCAUCUGCAAUCUCCUCAAAACAGCCAGGGCUUGCAACAACAAAUGAUCCAGCGGCUGCUACAAGAUAUAAAUAGUAACAACAAUACAGGGGGUGUACAACCACAGCAGCAGCCCCUUGCUGGAAACAGUGCUAAUGUUAGUGCGGGAAGUGAUGGUCUUGGGUAUGGGAGCAACACGUCUAUGGGAUCAGCAGCUCAGGUGAAUAGAGUAGCUACUACAAACAAUCCAAUGCCAACCAGGAGCAAUAGUUUCAAAGGAGUUUCAGCUAGUGAUUCUUCUGCAGCUGUUGGCAAUAAUGGGAACAGCCAGAGAGCAUGUGAUAUACCACAAAAUCUUCAGUUGUCAGACGAAUUGGCACAGGAUAUUGCUCAGGAAUUUUCAGAACAUGGUCUUUUUAGUGAUCUUGAGGAAAGUAUGGCAUAUGGUGGCUGGAAGACAGGAUUGUAACUCACGUGAACGGCUUCUGUUGGGUCAGUUUCUCUAUGUACAUGUUUAAUUAUAUUAGGUCAUGUGUUUCCCGUCCUAUUGAAGCCGAACACACAUAAACUCGUUACAGUACGAAAAAGUUAGGAAAUGUUUAGAGUGUUUAGUUCCCCCUCUUUUUCUCGUUUAUGGUACCAAACCCAUCCAACUGUAAUUUUUUUGGUAAAUGGCGAUUACAAGAAACUUUGUAUACUCA